Molecule: messenger RNA, 720 nt
Organism: Menidia menidia (Atlantic silverside)
Lineage: Eukaryota; Metazoa; Chordata; Actinopteri; Atheriniformes; Atherinopsidae
Source: the annotation of a GenBank genome assembly
AUGACCAGGAUGAGUCUGACCAGCCCCACCAUCGUGGCGCGGGCCCAAAAGCGGCCGAUGACCGUGGCCACCUGUGUGGCCGCCAACGGGAAGCCCCAGAGCGUCAUCAAAUGGGAAACCAGGCUGAAGGGGAACCCCACCCAGCAGACCACCCAGAACGCCAACGGGACCUCCACCAUUCGGAGCAACUACGUGCUGAUACCCAGCCGGGAAACCCACAAACAGAAGCUGACCUGCGUAGUCACGUACCGGAACGAGAAAAUCACAGACAGCGUGGUGCUCAACGUGCAGUAUGAACCGGACGUGAAGAUCGAGGGCUUUGAUGGAAACUGGUACCUGAACCGUCAGAACGUGGUGCAAAUGGACCCGGUCAAGUCCGGUUUCGUGGGCACCCAGGUGGAGCUUAAAUGCAUCUUCAGCAACAGCAACCCACCGGUGAAGAUCUCGCAGGUCACCUGGCAGAAGUUCCUCAACGGCACCAAGCAGAACGUGGCCAUCGCCAACCCGGCGCUGGGCGUUUCCGUGCUGCCGCCCUUUAAGGAGCGCGUCACUUUCAAGCAGGCGGCGGUCCGCCAGCGCAUGCCCCUAUUGGAGGACACCACCAUCGUGUUCACCAACCUGCAGCUGUCCGACGAGGCCGCCUACAUCUGCGACAAACAUUCAAUUGCGGAGGCAAGCGAAUCCUCCCUGGAGCAGAUGCCGAGCGAGGGCUCCUCGUAG